CGCGCUACCGCCCCGACCUUACUCCUCUCUCUCUCUCUUCUUCUUCUUCUACCCACUUCUUGCACGCGUGCAAGAACGAGAAUUCGAUCCCACUCCGCCCAAUUUCUCGCGCGAAUUCGCCGCCAAUUCGAGCAGGCAGCAAUGGAGUCCCCCGCCGACGAUGCCCUCCCGGCGCUGCCGCCGAUCAGGACCGCUUUGUCGACCCCGUCGCCGCCGCCGACGACCGUGGAGGCGGAGGUCUCAGCUUCGCCUUCGCCGCCGAAGGAGGAGGUGGUGGCGGAGGCGGAUGCGGAGGAGGAAGAGCCGUCGACGCCGACGUCGGAGGAGAGCAGGCUGAGGCCGCCGGCGGUGUGCCCGCCGGCGCCGCGAAAGCCGCUGCCGCCGCGGCGGCUGGCGGCUGCGGCGGCGGGGAAGAGGAAGUCGUCGCCGGUGGUGUUCGUCGACGUCCCGCGAGACCUCGCCGCCGUGUUCCGGUCACUGCCGCCGAAGAAGCGGAUCCGGGCGUGGUGAUGCCGCCGCGAUCUGGCCAGUAUAAUUUCCCAUGGCCGCCCGGCUUCUUGGUUUGGUUGAUUUCUUGGAGAAUUCUUGGAGUUCUUCCCCUUCUUCUUCUUUUUUUCUCCUUUUCUUUUCUUCUUAAUUUAUUUACUGGUGUCCACGGCCAUCGUAUAAAUUAUAGUUCUUCGUAUAAAUAAGGUGUUAUUUUUAUGUGUGUUUUUUAUCUUAUUUUUUAUGCCUUUGUGUGAAGGAGAAUUUGUAGUUGUAGAAUUGAGGAGGCUGUUACUGGAUGGAAGUGAAAAGCCAAAUAAUGGUUGUAAGAAAAAUUCACAGAAAUCUUGGUAAUUAUGAUAGCUACCAAAACCAUUUAUUAUCA
This is a messenger RNA of Oryza sativa Japonica Group (Japanese rice), 871 nucleotides long. RefSeq lists its product as uncharacterized. The record is from RefSeq and is a predicted model, not a curated record. NCBI's taxonomy places the organism in Eukaryota, Viridiplantae, Streptophyta, Magnoliopsida, Poales, Poaceae.